Molecule: messenger RNA, 639 nt
Organism: Eremothecium gossypii ATCC 10895
Lineage: Eukaryota; Fungi; Ascomycota; Saccharomycetes; Saccharomycetales; Saccharomycetaceae
Gene: RIP1
Product: ubiquinol--cytochrome-c reductase catalytic subunit RIP1
Exons: 1
Coding region: 1-639 (212 amino acids)
Biological process (GO): mitochondrial electron transport, ubiquinol to cytochrome c
Cellular component (GO): membrane
Molecular function (GO): 2 iron, 2 sulfur cluster binding; quinol-cytochrome-c reductase activity
Source: RefSeq, marked provisional
AUGUUGGGUCUAAGAAACUCUGUGACUGCUUUGAGAGCCGCUUCGCAAGCGAGAUUGCUCUCCUGCUCGUCCGUGGCCGCUAAGUCGACCUACAGAACACCAGACUUCAGCGACUACUUGAAGGAGAAGAACGACAGCAACAAGGGCCGGUCGUACGCAUACUUCAUGGUUGGGUCGCUGGGCUUGUUGUCGUCUGCUGGUGCGAAGUCUACCGUGGACACGUUUAUCAGCUCGAUGUCCGCGUCUGCCGAUGUGCUUGCCAUGGCCAAGGUUGAGGUGAACCUAGCCUCCAUUCCCGAGGGUAAGAACGUGGUUGUCAAGUGGCAAGGUAAGCCUGUGUUCAUUCGUCACAGAACAGCAUCAGAAAUCGACGAGGCUAACGGUGUGCAAAUGUCCUCUUUGAAGGACCCACAGACCGAUGCGGACAGAGUGAAGAAGCCUGAGUGGCUGGUGAUGCUGGGUAUUUGCACUCACUUGGGUUGUGUGCCUAUUGGCGAGGCCGGUGACUUUGGUGGCUGGUUCUGCCCAUGCCACGGUUCCCACUACGAUAUUUCCGGUAGAAUCAGAAGAGGCCCAGCCCCAUUGAACCUGGAGAUUCCAGCUUACGACUUCGAUGGUGAAAAGUUGAUUAUCGGUUAA